GGAAUAAUAUGUGGAGAUGGUGCCAUUAUGAUUCUCAAAGCGUCCCCCUGAUUCCAUUUCUGGCUUAAACGCUUGCAAACUUUCCGAGUUGCUUUUGUCGUUUUUUGUUCUUCAAUGGAAGUAAUCGCGACUGGCCAUGUGAAUUCUCAUUCUAGUGUUGGUUUCUUGGUUGUUUAUAGUGACACGAAACUCACACACCCGCAGACUAAAUUUUGUGUGGCCUCUAUUUCUUUCUUGUCUCUUCUCAUUUUCUCUUUUUCUUCCUCUGUUGUAAUUUUCCUAGAUUUUAGGAUAUAUAAAUGAGUUCCUAGCGGGAGGGCCCUUUUCUAUGUGCUUCAUUUUGAGAUAGUUUCUCAAGUCUUUGAGAAUCUUGCAGCUUCCAUGGCUUCAACUGUGAAGAGUUUUUCUCUAUCACCACCUCAUUUUGCUUCGAAUUUAGAGAGAAGGGCUCAUUCUAGAUACUCAGUCAGGUGUUUAUCUAGUAAGGAUUCCACUGCUGCAUUAUCUUUUGAUUCUGUGAAAGUUAAUGGUGCAGCGAGUGGAGUGUCCUCUGCUGUGAAGGAGGAGAGAGAGAAGGUUGAUCAUGUGAGCUCAGUUGUUGAGGGAAAGAGGAGAGAGAAGGAGUCUCAGGAGGUAAAGUUGGAAGCAUUGUGGGAUGAUGGAUAUGGGACUGAAACUGUGCGAGAUUAUCUUGAUUAUGCCGGAGAUAUAAUCAAGCCGGACGGUGGGCCGGUGCGGUGGUUCACCCCAAUCUCAUGUGGCCCUCAUUUGAGAGGCUCACCUGUGUUAUUUUUCUUGUCUGGACUAGAUGGUCUAGGACUUGGCCUUAUCCUGCACCACAAAUCUCUUGGGAAGGUCUUUGAUGUUCGGUGCAUGCAUAUCCCGGUGCAAGACCGAACCCCGUUUGAAGAGUUGGUAGUGUGGGUUGAAGGAUCUUUGAGAGCCGAACACUCUUCAUGUCCUAAUAAGCCCAUCUAUCUGGUUGGAGAUUCCUUCGGUGGGUGCUUGGCUCUUGCAGUUGCAGCACGAAAUCCUGAUAUUGAUCUUGUAGUGAUACUAGCGAAUCCAGCAACUUCGUUUGGCAGGUCACAGCUGCAGCCUUUUCUACCUUUGUUGGAAGCAUUGCCUAAUGAACUUCAUAAUGCAGUUCCUUAUCUCCUAAGCUUUGUUAUGGGUGAUCCAGUGAAGCUGGCUACGGUGAAUAUUGAUAAAGCGAGCCCUCCUACCCAAUAUUUUGAACAGUUAGCGAACAACCUUACUGCUUUGCUGCCACGUCUUUCUGGCUUGGCUAAUAUCCUACCAAAAGAAGCGCUGCUUUGGAAACUGAAGCUGUUGAAAGCUGGUGCUGCUUAUGCUAAUUCUCGUCUUCAUGCCAUUAAAGCUGAAGUACUUAUUCUUGCUAGUGGCAAGGAUAACAUGCUUCCCAGUAGAGAUGAAGCUUGGAGGCUCUCAAAGUCACUGAAAAAUUGCAACAUACGAUACUUCAAAGACAAUGGGCAUACCAUAUUAAUGGAGGAUGGUAUUAAUUUAUUGACUAUUAUCAAAGCUACUAGCACAUAUCGUCGGUCCAGAAGCCGUGAUUAUGUGAUGGAUUUUGUACCUCCUAGUAUAUCCGAGUUCAAGUUAGCAAUCGAGGGGAAUGGAUUCCUUCGGAAUUUUGGAGGUCCGGUAUUCUUCUCGACUAUGGAAGAUGGGAAGACAGUGAGAGGCCUAGCUGGAGUCCCGGAGGAAGGUCCAGUCUUGUUAGUUGGUUAUCACAUGCUUAUGGGUUUAGAACUCUCACCACUAGUCGAACAAUUUCUGCAAGAGAAGAAGAUCUUGGUUCGUGGUAUCGCACAUCCGACUUUGUUUUCGCAUCUUGUUGAAAAUGGAAGUAAGGAGUUUUCAUUUUACGACUAUAUAAGAUUAUAUGGCGCACUACCUGUGAGCGCGAACAAUCUUUUCAAGCUGUUCAAAACGAAAUCUCAUGUGCUGUUGUAUCCUGGUGGUGCUCGAGAGGCUCUGCACAAGAAGGGUGAAGAGUAUAAAUUGUUCUGGCCCGAACAGCCAGAAUUCGUGAGGAUGGCUGCAAGAUUUGAAGCCACAAUCGUACCUUUUGGAGUAGUCGGAGAGGACGACCUUACUGAGUUAGUCCUGGACUAUGAUGACCUGAUGAAAAUCCCAUUUUUGAGUGACCUAAUACUAAGCAAUGACGAGAAGGGCCAAGAAUUUAACAUAAGGGCUGGAAUGAGUGGUGAGGUUGCGAAUCAAAACCUGUAUUUUCCGGGACUCUUACCGAAGAUUCCUGGCCGGCUGUACUACCUAUUUGGGAAGCCAAUUCAGACCAAGGGGAAGAAGGAGAUGCUGAAGGACAGAGAAAAAGCGCGAGAACUCUACCUGGAGAUCAAAUCUGAAGUUGAGACGAGCAUGUCGUACCUGCUCAAGAAGAGAGAGCAGGAUCCAUACAGGAGUAUCGUUGAUAGGACCAUGUAUCGAGCCUUUCGUGCUCCCAUGGAUCAGGUCCCGACUUUUGAACCAUAGAUGACUGGUUCCAAGGGAAAAGGGCUUUGAGACUAGAAUGGCAUGAGGAGUUCAUGUUGUACGGGUAUAAAAGAAGGUGAAGCUGUUGAAGAUGCAUAAUUGGUUUGUUAUGUUCAAAAUAGUGUAUAUUCAUUACAAUUCUAUAAUAGCAAAUAGUAAUUUUUUACCAGUUAUAUUUAUUAUAAUUUAUUAGUAAAAUGUGGUUGAUUUUUUAUACAAGAACCACCCUUCCCUCUGAACAUUGGGGUCAGUGGUGGAGUGAUAUUCUUGAAAUCAAAGAUAUCAAGUUCAAAAUUCA
Messenger RNA from Salvia miltiorrhiza (redroot sage), 2818 nucleotides. RefSeq names its product phytyl ester synthase 1, chloroplastic-like. Gene Ontology annotation, cellular component: membrane. The transcript is spliced from 14 exons. The record is from RefSeq and is a predicted model, not a curated record. Bases 382 to 2520 code for a protein of 712 amino acids. Lineage: Eukaryota; Viridiplantae; Streptophyta; Magnoliopsida; Lamiales; Lamiaceae.